CUCCUUUUUUUCCAGGCCAGUGCGGCAGGCGGACCGCAGGGAGAGCGAGAGAUUUUUAGGAAGGACAGUUACAAAAGUUAAAGAAGACGAGAAAUCAUGACACGGAACAGCGAACUCGUCGAUCGCCUCUCCUCGCCCCUCAGCUUGACAUCGCUCAUCACGGCGCUCGUGUCACCUAUGAAAUACUGAUUUUUGCCAUCCACACCAACUUGAGGAUAUAAUGCCGGGAAAUGGAUGAGAACUACCGCAGUCGCCUGGAAUUGCUUGUUGGAUAUUGAAUCUGGCGCUCGGGGAUGCGGUCGGGUUUGUUUUCCCUCUAUAUAAUUAAUAUAUGAGAGCAGAGAUCUUGGGCCAGUCCGUUAUUUUUCACAUCGCCGCUCUGAUCUCAUAGUUCCGCGGGACGCGAUGCAUCGACCCGCUCUGUGUUUUACUUUCAUGCUUUUUUAUAUUGCGUUUUUAUGUACAGCACUUUGGUUCCACUUCGGGGUGUUGAAAGUGCUUUUGAAAUAAAACUGAGUCUGGAGUAGAUGUCAAGAUGGGUGAUGCCGCAGAGAUCAAGGAGAGCAGGAGGACGUUCAUCGUGCCCGCGAUCAAAUCUGUUGAUCACUACGACUUCGCCAGGGCCAAGAUAUCGUGCAGUUUGACGUGGCUCAUCGCCAAAGCCUUUGGAUCUGACAGUGUUCCAGAGGACCUGAGCGAGCCCUUCUACAGGGACCAGUAUGAGCAGGAGCACCUGAAGCCUCCGGUGGUGGGCCUGCUGCUGUCAGCGGAGCUGUACUGCAGAGCAGGAAGUCUGAUCCUGAAGAGCGACGCCGUCAAACCUCUGCUGGGUCAUGACGCCGUCAUCCAGGCUCUGGCUCAGAAAGGCCUGUACGUCACCGACCAGGAGAGACUGGUGACCGAGAGAGACCUGCAGAAGAAACCCAUUCAGAUGAGUUCCCACUUGGCGAUGAUUGACACUUUAAUGAUGGCGUACACAGUUGAAAUGGUCAGUGUGGAGAGAGUGAUGACCUGCAUACAGAAAUUUACUCCUUUCCUUCCUGAGGAAGACUUCCCUUAUGAUGCUGAAGAGGCCGUGAUAUCAUGGAUCAACAAGGUGAGAUCCCUGCAACUAACAUUACAUGUAAGAAUUUCUGAGUGCCCCUUAACUGGAUCAGUUUAUAAUGCAUUUUUCUUGUUGUUAUGGCAACUGCUCUUCGUGCGUAAUCCACAGGGGCGGUACAGGAGAGAGGACUCAAAAGCACGUCCGGUUCUUUCUCUCCCUCUGGUGGACAAUCUCUUGAAGGACAACACAGACGGCUGCGCGCUGGCUGCACUACUGCACUUCUACUGUCCUGAUGCUGUGCUACUGGAAGAUAUCUGCGUCAAAGAAACAAUGUCAUUGGCUGACAGUCUGUACAAUCUCCAGCUGAUCCAGGAGUUCUGCAGAGAAAACCUCAACAACUGCUGUCACUUCACCCUGGAGGAUAUGCUAUAUGCCUCCACCACCAUUAAGAGUAACUACCUUGUGUUUAUGGCUGAGUUAUUCUGGUGGUGUGAAGUUGUGAAACCAUCUUUUGUUCAGCCUCGAACACUCAAUACCAAAGCAUCUGAUCCAUCGCAGUCUAAUAAAAUGGCUCCAAUAACCAAACAAAACCUGAUCCACAGACCAGGCAGUCCAGACCAGUCUAGGUCACAACCUAAAAAUGACAGCUCAGCAGUUAUCAGGCGGUCAUCCUCCAUGUCGUAUGUGGAUGGAUGUGUGGGGACAUGGCCUAAAGAGAAACGAAUACCUCUGUGCAUUCCAGUCUUUGACUUGUUCUUGUUUUUCCAGCAUAACGUCAUGGUUUUCAUUGCUGAGCUCUUCUGGUGGUUUGAAGUAGUGAAGCCGGACUUCGUAAAGCCAAGAGACCUCCAAGAGAUCAAAGACGUGAGAGCGUCUCUUCAGCCAAAGAGUUCCCGCCCCCAUGUGCCCAUAUCCAAUGCCACCAAGAGAAGCUUCUUAACCCCGUCUCCUUCAGCCGACUCGCUGGCGACAGCCGCCACUCCCGAGGGCUGUGUGCGCUAUUACCUGCACCCUGAGGAGUCCUCGUCUGUAACAAACAGAAGCCCCUCCCACAGCCCCUCCCACCCGCUCCUCCCACUGCGGCAGAGACAGCAGAAGCCCACUCAGGGGGAGGAGCAUUCAGAGCUCAGGAACAGGUCCAACUCUCUGUCCCGUAUGGAUGGACUCAUGCUUGGAUCACAGUUUGCCUGGACAGAACGGAAACAAAGGCCCAUCUCUCAGAUGGAGAUGGACUGGGAACGUGUAUGUGGCGAUAAUAUCAGCUUGGCUCGAUCCAUAAGCAAGGACAGUUUAGCUUCCAACGUCAUCUCCAUCACUCCACGACACCGCAUCAACGGCCAGCCCCUCCCCCAGACACGUCACUAUGACAACCAGGAGGAAGAGGAGGAGCUACUGGCCGUGAUUAACCCAGAGGGCGCGUCUGCAUCCAGAGACUCAAAAGCCGAGGGUUUCUUCUUGGAACCGUUGCAGCCUGCGGUUCUACGCCCGAAUAAGGAGAAAACGGGGGUUAGUAAGUGGGAGGAGAGUGGAGAGGGGAGGAGUCAGGGGCGGCGAGGGGCGUAUACUCCUACAGAAUGCACUCUUAACCGGACGUUUACGCCGAUCGGUAGCACCGAGCGAGCAAGCUCUCGAACGCAAUCUCCCGGAAGCUUCUUCCUUCACGAAGACGUGGAGUGCGUGAGGGACAGUCCUCUCGGAGGCUGGGAGGACAUCGUCUCCGAUUCAGAGUUUGAGGAGGAUGAGGAAAUAGAGGUCCAGGAGCAAGAGCUCUCCAAAGCUGUUCUGAUGCACGCUGGGAGGAAAUGCACGGGAGAGGAAGAGGAGUCUGCGAAACUGCGCGAGGACGUUUGCUUGCGUGAACGGGACGAUAAGGAAGGCGCCAGUGGACGGGCGAGUCCCUGCCCCAGCAUGCUGUCGCAGGCCAGCAGCACAUCGACCGGCACUGGCCGCAUGACGAGCUUCGCAGAGCGCCGCAGACACCGAGUCGGGUUCCCCGAUGGCUGCUACAGCACCGGGAGCUCGCAGACGACCACUCCUGACGGGUCAGAAAGCGUGCAGUUCCCUGUAGACGCGAGUCCAGGAACGCCAAGCGGCCGACCCGGGCUCGCUUCCGAACUCGUGCACCUUCGCAUGCAGCUGGAGGAGAAACGGCGCGCUAUUGAGAUGCAGAAAAAGAAGAUGGAGAACCUUUCGGCUCGGCAGCGGCUGCAGCUGGGAAAAGCGGCGUUUCUGCAUGUCGUCAAAAAGGGGAGGAGCGACACGCUGCCACACCCACUCAAAACCGGAGUCGCGUUUAAAGAAAAGCCACUCGCGAAGGACGACUCGUGUGUUGAGGUUCUGAAAGCCCAAGGAAAAGACUCAGAGUGUAAAGAAACUCCGGUAGAGGAGGAUAAGGACAAUCGUUUGAGUGCAACUGGAGGGGGCGGGGCUUCGGAUGAUGUGGGCGGAGAACCAGAUCUUAGCGAAUGUAGCCGUUCCAUUGAGCUCCUCAACGAAGCGAUCGGAGCAAUACAGCAGCAAAUGAUGCAGCUGUCUGUCCAGCAGGAUUUGCUCAUGAAACAGACCGUCCAGUCCCCGCCGGAGACCAAACCGAGCACUGUGCCGCCCUUAAACGAACUCCCGCCUGAGCAACCUGAGGUGAAGUCGCGCCUCUCCGUGCAAUUCACGGAAACCCUUUCCACGGCGACCAAACGUCCUCCCAGGCUCAGCUCGAGUCGUACACCUCGGACCAAACCCAGCGACCUCAAACUGAGCAAAGAUACAAACGGUCGUCCAGCGACAAAAGCCAGCACUCCGACACCGGGAGGCAGGACCCCCCGGGCUGAGAGUGAGGAAGAGGGCGGGGCUAAAGAUGGGGGGCGUGGAUUAAAAGGAAUUAUUCGCAAUACUACUUUCAGACUGCAGGAUGCCGCAAACCGACGCGCCGACAGCCUCGAGUCGCCCCAGAGCGAGCUCCCUCCGGUGGAGCCGUCGCCCGUGGAUCUGACCCGGGAGCGGAGCGAGUCCAGCGGCUCUGGAAAGGAGAACGUUCCCAUUCCGUCCGAGGAGAACAGAACGAAAGCACAGCUGAUCGAAGUGGACCUAUCUGACCUGGCUGAACCGGCUGAAACUAGCACAGAAACUGACGGGGAACAGAAAUCUGGACUGGGCUUCUUCUUCAAGGGUAAAGUGAGAGGGGGUCAGUGUUUACGGACCUGA
Molecule: messenger RNA, 4243 nt
Organism: Puntigrus tetrazona (Sumatra barb)
Lineage: Eukaryota; Metazoa; Chordata; Actinopteri; Cypriniformes; Cyprinidae
Product: calmodulin-regulated spectrin-associated protein 1-B-like
Exons: 15
Coding region: 536-4243 (1235 amino acids)
Biological process (GO): neuron projection development; negative regulation of microtubule depolymerization; cytoplasmic microtubule organization
Cellular component (GO): microtubule minus-end
Molecular function (GO): spectrin binding; calmodulin binding; microtubule minus-end binding
Source: RefSeq, a predicted model, not a curated record